CUGCUGAAGGAGAAUGUUAGGAAAGGCGGUCACAACUGAGCAUAAAUUCUCACUGUCAAUAAGGGAAAAGGCUUCUCUGCAGAGACACGGAAGACUGGAAAACAGGAUCAGAUACAACACAGAACUAUAUCAUUGGCAACACGCUCUCCAUGGACCUUAGUGUAAUCCUUUUAUCUGUGGUGGUCAUCCUUUUCUUGGCCAAUGUUUACAGCAACCAGAAGAGACAUAAACACAAGGAUUUACCUCCUGGGCCCAAACCUUUACCCAUCAUUGGAAAUCUGCACAUGAUUGACAUGAAACAACCUUACAAAACAUUUAUGGAGCUGUCUAAGAAGUAUGGCACAGUAUUAACUAUUCAUUUCGGAAUGGCAAGAGUCAUUGUCUUGUGCGGCUAUGACACUGUUAAAGAUGCUCUACUCAACCAUGGUGAAGAAUUUUCUAACAGACCAAAGAUGCCAAUAUUUUCCAAAACUACAGACGGCAAUGGUCUUUUUUUUUCUAACGGUGAGAGCUGGAAGGCAAUGAGAAGAUUCGCUCUUUCAACGCUCAAAGACUACGGGAUGGGAAAAAAAGCUAUAGAAGACAAGAUUAGUGAAGAAGCCAAAUAUCUAGUGCAGACACUGAAUUCUUAUGGAGGUAAACCUUUCGAUAUUCUGACCGAUCUUAAUGCUGCAGUGGCCAAUAUAAUCAUCUCCAUACUACUUGGUCAUCGAUUCAAUUAUGAUGACCCCAUUAUACUGAGACUCAUGGGUAUGAUUAAUGAAAACAUACAGCUUAUGAGUUCCAGUGCGAUAAUGCUAUACAAUGUUAUUCCAACUGUGUUAGACCUGCUACCAGGACCUCACCAAAAACUUUUUGAAAAUAUGUGGCAGUUGCAAAACUUCAUAAGAGAAACAUUUACUAAACAGAAGAAAAAUUUAGAUGUAAAUGACCAGAGGAAUCUUAUUGAUGCAUUCCUGGUGAAGCAACAAGAGGGAAAAUCAGAAUCCUCAGGGUAUUUUCACAGUGAUAACUUAAUUGCUCUGGUGAAUGAUCUUUUUGCUGCUGGAAUGGAGACAACCACCACCACUAUGAGAUGGGCAAUAUUGCUAAUGAUGAAAUAUCCAGAAAUACAAAAGAAAGUUCAAAAUGAAAUUGAUAGCAUUAUCGGCACGGCUCAACCUCAAGUAGAGCAUAGGAAAAAAAUGCCGUAUACCGAUGCCGUAAUUCAUGAGAUCCAGAGGUUUGGUGAUAUUGCACCAAAUGGGAUGCCACAUGAAACGAUUCAAGAUGUCACAUUUAGAGGAUAUUUCAUUCCAAAGGGCACUGCUGUUUUCCCGUUGCUUUACUCUGUACUGAAUGAUGAAGCCUAUUUCAAAAAACCCUUUGAAUUUUAUCCGGAGCAUUUUCUUGAUGCAGAAGGAAAUUUUAAAAAGAAUGAUGCCUUCAUUCCAUUCUCUAUAGGCAAAAGAAGUUGUGUUGGUGAAACCUUGGCCAAAAUGGAGCUUUUCCUCUUCUUUACAUCCCUACUGCAGAACUUCACCUUCCAGGCUUCUUCUGGGGCUGAGAUAGACCUUGAACCAGCAGAGGCAGGAAACCAUGGGCCGAAGCCUUACCAACUUUGUGCAAUACCUCGCAGCUAAUUUGUUUAUUUAAAGAGGAAGUAAACUCUCCCACUCUAAUCCUUCUUUUAGUCCAUUAUAUUAAAGCGGAUGUGCCAUGGGAACAA
Molecule: messenger RNA, 1708 nt
Organism: Rana temporaria (common frog)
Lineage: Eukaryota; Metazoa; Chordata; Amphibia; Anura; Ranidae
Product: cytochrome P450 2K6-like
Exons: 10
Coding region: 150-1622 (490 amino acids)
Biological process (GO): xenobiotic metabolic process
Cellular component (GO): cytoplasm; intracellular membrane-bounded organelle
Molecular function (GO): iron ion binding; oxidoreductase activity, acting on paired donors, with incorporation or reduction of molecular oxygen, reduced flavin or flavoprotein as one donor, and incorporation of one atom of oxygen; heme binding
Source: RefSeq, a predicted model, not a curated record